GGCAGGCGCCAGGGAGGGCUGGCCGCCCCACGCUGCCGCCGCCCGCCGGGGAUUCCCCCAGGCCGGCGCCCGGGGAAGUCCCUGUACGCGCGUAUAAGACAGCGGCGCCGCGGAGCGCACCCCAGGCCGGCAGUCCCCAGCCAUGUCGCGCGGCCUCCGGCUCCUGCUCCUGAGCUGCGUCUGCAGCCUGGCGUCCGCGACGCGGGAGGUGAAGGUGGCUUGUUCCGAGGAGGCGGACUUACCGUGCACCGUCCACACGGACCCUCAGGGCCCCUACAGAGUCUUCUGGGCCAAGCUGACGGAGGGUGGUGAGGAGAGGAUGGAGGUGCUCCAGGAGGGUCUGGGGUCCCACCGGCAGAAAGAAGCCUUCUUAGAAGCCUCCGGGGAAGGGCUCUACUUGAAGAUCCGGAACACUAGCCACUGCCACGCGGGGACAUACAGGUGCACGGUGGAGGAGCUGGAUGGGCAGAGAAAUCAAAGUGGCACCGUGAUCUUGAAAGUGACAGGGUGCCCUAAGGAACGCAAAGAGGACACUUUUCAGAAAUACCGAGCUGAGAUUGCGCUGCUGUUGGCGCUGGCCGUCUUCUACUUAACACUCAUUAUUUUCACUUGUUUUGCACAACAACAGAGUAUUUUCCCAGAUUUUUCUAAGCCUGUCAUGGAACGAGCGUUUCUUCCAGUCACCUCCCCACAGAAACAUUUGGAGCCAGUGACUCUUCCCAAGAUGGAAACAGUAUGAGCAGGAUUUCUGCCCGUUGUAUUUCCUAAAGUCGAAGAAGGCUCAGUGGUAUGCCGGGACGUCCCACAGGACAAGAGAAGAAUGAGCCCCACACCGAAGAAAGCAUCCUGCCUGGGAAAGGAUGUCCUUCUGAAACCCAUGACAGCGGAUCCCAGCCCACUUUUUUGUGAGCAGGACUUGGGAAACUAUUAUGUGAACACGUAGUGUGGGGCCACCUGCAGGAAGUCCCCGGUUCUGUAGCUCCACAGCUACCUUCCCUAGCAUGUUCCUCAGCUAUCUGGUCAACCUCUUGGAACUCUUUUCAGUCAGGUACAAGCUAUGGUGGGACGCAGUUGGAAAGGGAUCUUGGGAAAUACGGAUGCCUGGAGCCGGCCCUGUGACAGACUUUUCAGGACCACUGUCCUCUGCACAUCUGGGAAACAUCUCUUUGAAUUUGCUGUGUUUUCUUGCACCAGCCCAGAUGGUUUAUAUCUGGGAGAAAUUGACAGGCCAAAUUGUGAGACAGUGGGGAAUAUUUAGCAAACAAUUUCCCAGUGUGAAGCCUCUGCUAUUACGAAGGAGUAUUGUGUGUACAUAGAAAUAACAAGUUGAUGAACUGUUCUCAAAUGGGGCCUUUUCAUCUGGGAAAGACACCCAUAAAAGAGCAAUAAAGAAGAGUGCUAUGUUUAUUUUUAUAUCCAUAGAUACCCGUCAAAGAAGGAUUUGUCUUUUGUUCUCCUUUUGGAAUCUACAGGUAUAGUUAGGUGUCAGGGCUGAUGGACAAGUGACCUCAGUAUGGAGAGUGAGUGAGAGGUCACAGAUGUCAGAGGGCAUGACCAUGGGACAGCUGGAUAGGUGAUGACAGGCUGGAGAUGCUGGCCCAGUCAUGCAAUCUGGCUUCUAGCCCCAGUCGUCUCACUACCUGGCUGUAUGAUCUUGAACAGGGUCCUCAUGAUUACUCCUUUCUCAGUUGUAAACCGAAAGGUUGUUGUCUGAGUUGAUUGCAAUAAUGUAUGUGAAAAUGCUUUGGAAAAGCAUAAAGCACUAUAAAAAUUUGAAGCUCCA
Molecule: messenger RNA, 1783 nt
Organism: Lutra lutra (Eurasian river otter)
Lineage: Eukaryota; Metazoa; Chordata; Mammalia; Carnivora; Mustelidae
Gene: CD83
Product: CD83 molecule
Exons: 5
Coding region: 143-739 (198 amino acids)
Source: RefSeq, a predicted model, not a curated record